This is a messenger RNA of Carassius auratus (goldfish), 2960 nucleotides long. It is a transcript of the gene aifm5, whose product is annotated as apoptosis inducing factor mitochondria associated 5. Gene Ontology annotation, cellular component: cytoplasm. The transcript is spliced from 15 exons. Gene Ontology annotation, molecular function: oxidoreductase activity, acting on NAD(P)H. Bases 78 to 1319 code for a protein of 413 amino acids. The record is from RefSeq and is a predicted model, not a curated record. NCBI's taxonomy places the organism in Eukaryota, Metazoa, Chordata, Actinopteri, Cypriniformes, Cyprinidae.
AGGUUAAAGUCGAAAACAACAAAGUUUAUGUGUCUGUUAAGAAAAGGAUCCAGGGUCAGCCUAAACGUAUAAAAUGGAUGGGAGCCAGAGAUCAAGCGGUGUUACACACUGUCAUGCUCCUAGGAGGAGGCGCAGCCUCUUUAAUGUGUGCUGAGACACUACGGCAAGAAAACUAUGGCGGCAGGAUUAUUAUGGUAUCUAGAGAUGACCUCCUUCCAUACGACAAAACCAGACUCAGCAAGAUAAUGAAUGCUGAGAGUGACAGUCUCCUAAUGAGAAAAAUUGAAUUUUUCCACAAGUAUGAUAUCGAGGUCUGGCUGAAAAAAGAGGCUUUAUCAAUAGACACAAAGAAAAAAACAGUGACAUUUGAUGAUGGCUUAAUCCAGUGCUAUGACCAAAUCCUUAUUGCAACAGGAUGCAGAGCAAAAAGCCUAGACUGCCCUGGUGCGGACCUGGAAAAUGUGUUAAUGCUGGAAACCCCAGAGGAUGCCCGGAGCAUCCACUAUGCCUGCAUGGGCUGCAGGACAGUCGUUGUGGGCACUUCCUUCGUUGGCAUGGAAGUGGCCGCCUAUAUGAUAAAUAUGGCCAGUAGUAUCACAAUCAUUGGAAGCAGUGAACUCCCCUAUCAAAAGACUCUAGGCCCAGAGAUAGGAAAGGUCACCAUGAUGAUGCUGGAAGAGAGAGGGGUGAAAUUUCACAUGAAUGACGCCGUCGCAGAAGUUCAAGGCGAAAAUAGGAGGGUUAAGGCUGUGAAAUUGAAGAGCGGUAUCACUAUUGAAGCCGAUUUGUUGAUUGUUGGAAUUGGUGUCAAUCCCAAUUCAGAGUUUUUGAAAGGGAGUCCAAUAAGGAUGGACCCUAAGAACUAUGUAACUGUGGAUAAGUACAUGAGGACCAACAUAACAGACGUCUACUGUGCAGGAGAUCUGACCUGCUUUCCUCUCAAAAUGGCAAAAGGCCAGAAUGUGAGCAUCGGCCACUGGCAGAUAGCACAGGCACAUGGAAGGAUUGCAGCCUUAAGCAUGUUGCACAGGGAGGUGGAGCUAAACACAGUGCCAUUCUAUUGGACCGUCCUGCUGGGGAGAACUAUACGAUAUGCUGGGUACGGGGAGGGAUACACUGAGAUGGUGCUGAAAGGGAAAUUUGAGAACAUGAAGUUUUUGGCACUUUACAUCAAGGAUGAUGAGGUGGUGGCAGCAUCAGGAUUGAAUGUUGAACCGGCUGUCUCUGUGGUAGCAGAAAGGUUGGCGGAAGGAAGAGUGAUUACAAAGGCAGAAGCAGAGUCAGAUGACCUUCGCUGGCUGAAGCUGCAGCCCAUGUGACCACCAAAAACAGUUUGAACACUGAAUGAUCAAAAUUCAGCCAUUCUGUCCACAGUUCAUCCCAUCCAAUCAUGUCUUUACUCUGAAGCCGUUUUUUCGUAACAUUUAUAAAGGCCAGUGCAUUACAUACACUAUGUCUCUUCGAGAGCUUUGUACUCAGUUCACAAAGAGUUUGCCAUUUUAACUCUGAUUUUCAGAGAGGAGAACCACUACCCACAUACAACUAAGAAAAGAUGAAACGCUUCUAUUCUGUUCUUGCUGCAGAUUUUGCCGGUUAGCUCAGGUUCGGCUCCACUUUUCUGAAUAUGAACUCAAUCAUAUAUUUAUUUUUUAUCAAUAUUAUUAAUUAAGGUCACAUAUUUAGGAAUGAGCUGACAAGAUGAUUUUUUUCAUAUAUUAUAUCUUUUGUUCAGAAUUUACUCAAUGUUUGAAGGAAAACUAGAUGUAAUAGAGAUAAUCAGUUAUUAUGUCACUCUUGCAUGUGCAUGGUUGAUGGAUCUAGGUGGCGUAGUUGGUGAUCAAGCUGUGAAAUGGAGCAUGGCUAGUGGAAAAAUAGACAAUCACUGAGCAAACAUCCAAUCAUAGCGCUUGGGAGGAUUAGAUGAACACUGAGCAAAGGAUGCUGAAUGUGACGGUGGUCACAAAAGGGGGAGCAUAUAUAAUAGAGCUGGAAAAACAUGUUACAAAAGGGCAUAUUACAAAAGAAAUGCUGAGCUGCUCUCUUAUAUUGCCUCUUAUUCUGUCUCCCCUCUACCACACAACCCAGUUUUUGAUCCCAAAUCCUCAUAACUCACUUCUGUUCUUAUCAACAAGAAUUUGUGCAGAGAUAUAUGGGUCAAAUAAAGCAGUCCUGAUCUGAAGGUGAUAUGUGGGCCACGAAAUAUAGCUUAGACCUUAAGAAGCUAGAUUUAAGUAGACUCCCUGAAGUUUUUAUUUAAAAAAACAACAACCCAUUUUAUUGCUAUUAUUAAGGGGGAGCAGUGAUCCACAAAAUGCACACUAUAUAGAAGGUAGAAAAAGAGGUGAGAAAAGGUUUUACUGUAUUUGACAUUUUGACAUUCUGUAUGGAUAUUCUAUAAUAUUGCUAACAAGCACAAUAUUGCUUUUAAUGUGAAAACCUGACAUUACUUUUCAAAGCAAAACAUGCUGGUCCAGUUUUUAGCAGGGAGCAAGUUGCAGCACUAAUGCAUUAUUAAUGACAUGCAAAUGGAUGAGCCCUUUAGUAGGUCCAGUUUACUUACCUACUGCAAGAAACUAAAUCAUGUUGGCAACCAUGUUUUACAGUUUCAGUUUAUAAUGUUAUUGAUCACAGUUUUAUAUACAGCAUAGUAAGGUAUGUACACACACACACGAGUCACCAUUAUAACAGGCAGAUGAAGUCACACACAAGGCUGUUUUUAUCAGAAAUGUGCUGCAAAGCAAGUGUAUCAUUUGCAUCAUGAGUCAUGGUUCAUUGUCUUGUUUUUUACUCAGUUUAAAAAUAUAGCUCAUUUGUCAUACUCAUAAAUAUCUGUAACCUUUAAAGAGCAAUAAAUUAUGUUUUACUGGUUUAGACUUCUUUACUUUCAUAAAGAAAAGUACAGCAAAAUUAUGAGCAUGAGCUGAUAUAAACAUUAUUAAUAGAAAUAUUGUUUUAUACGA